CCAUUCGAAUAGGCAAAGCAAAGAAAGAGGAAGAAAAGCGUCUUUUGGCAGUCGCCAAAGGAUCAUCGUUCGAAUCAUUUCAUUGCUCACUCUCAUCGAUCAAAAAUUUAUUUUUAAAACCCCACUCCCAUCCUUUAAAUCCUAACUCUAGAGAAGACAACUGAAACGCAAAGCAGAGAUCCCCCUAAAUUUGCUCUCUUCUCAAAGCAUUUUUCUUUCAUCUCUACUUCAUGGCCCAGUCUACUGUAUCUCAGGUUUCUGUAGCUGUUCCCGUUGGAAACGACAUUUCUCUGAGGAGAUCUGUAACUAAGAGGGACAUUAUAAGCUUUGGUAACAAGUCAUGGGCUUCCACCUUGUCUUUUGAUUUGAAAUCACGAAAUGCACAGAAGAACAAACCGUACAUAGUAUGCAUGUCAGUGCAACAAGCCAGCAAAUCCAAGAUUGCAGUUUCACCUUUGGAGUUGGAGAUUGCAAAAGAGCCCCCACUAAAUACAUUCAAGCCCAAGGAGCCUUACACAGCUACCAUCGUUUCUGUUGAGAGACUUGUUGGUCCAAAAGCUCCAGGCGAGACUUGUCAUAUUGUCAUUGAUCAUGGCGGUAAUGUUCCAUACUGGGAAGGGCAGAGCUAUGGUGUUAUCCCUCCUGGUGAAAAUCCAAAGAAACCAGGUUCUCCCCACAAUGUUCGUCUGUAUUCCAUAGCAUCAUCCAGGUAUGGAGAUUCUUUUGAUGGCAAGACAACCAGUUUGUGUGUCCGUCGUGCUGUCUAUUAUAACCCUGAGACCGGAAAGGAGGAUCCGUUGAAAAGUGGUGUUUGUAGCAAUUUCCUAUGCAAUUGUAAGCCUGGAGAUAAAGUUCAGAUCACUGGCCCUUCUGGCAAGAUAAUGCUUUUGCCUGAAGGUAACCCAAAAGCCAACCACAUAAUGAUAGCCACUGGAACUGGUGUAGCUCCCUUCAGAAGCUACCUCCGCCGCAUGUUCAUGGAAGAUGUUACUUUCAAGUUCAAAGGCCUUGCAUGGCUUUUCCUCGGGGUGGCCAACAAGGACAGUCUCCUUUAUGAUGAUGAGUUUACCAAAUACCUCGAGGACUACCCUGAUCAAUUCCGGUAUGAUCUAGCUCUUAGCAGAGAGCAAAAGAACAAGAGUGGAGGCAAGAUGUACGUUCAGGACAAGAUUGAGGAAUACAGUGACGAAAUUUUCAAGCUCUUGGACGAUGGAGCCCAUAUAUAUUUCUGUGGGCUCAGGGGAAUGAUGCCCGGGAUCCAAGAAACACUGAAGAGGGUUGCGGAGCAGAGAGGAGAGAACUGGGAUGAGAAGCUUUCACAGCUGAAGAAGAACAAACAAUGGCAUGUAGAAGUAUAUUAGUUUUGGUUUGCGUGAUUUGACCCCACACUCCUCCAUGCAUGCCCUGUUUAAAGCAGCGUACCGUAGCCAUGUUAAGUCAAGCUGGUAUUUUUCAAUUUGUUUAGGGGGUUCACAUGUAAACCUGAUUUAUCUUAGUUGUCAUCUUACUUUUCUAUGAUUAAAUAAUUGAAGCUAGUUUCAGACUUUAUGAAGAAAACUUGAGAACAUUCCAACA
Messenger RNA from Gossypium raimondii (Peruvian cotton), 1575 nucleotides. RefSeq names its product ferredoxin--NADP reductase, root-type isozyme, chloroplastic. Lineage: Eukaryota; Viridiplantae; Streptophyta; Magnoliopsida; Malvales; Malvaceae. The transcript has 5 exons. The coding region runs from base 231 to 1361 and encodes 376 amino acids. Gene Ontology annotation, molecular function: oxidoreductase activity. The record is from RefSeq and is a predicted model, not a curated record.